AUGGUGUCUUAUAGAAAAUUCCCAACCAUUAUUUUUUCAAAUAUAUCUCCUGCCUAUUCUUGCUUCUCCUUCUGUGACUCCAAUUGUUGCCAGUUGUAUGUUGUGUGUGUGAGAGUGGCUCGGUUGUGUCCAACCCUUUGCGACCCCAUGGACUGUAGCUCGCGAGGCUCCUCUGUCCAUGGAAUUCUCCAGGCAAGAAUACUGGAGUGGCUUGCCAUGUUAGGCCAUUUGAAAUCAUUGCAGGCUUUUGUUUGCUCUGUUCUGUUGGGGGUGGGGCCCGUCUUUCCUCUCUGUUUAGUCUGGGUUAUCUCCAUGGUCUUAUCUCAAAGUUCACAGUUCUUCCCCUUGUCUGUACUGAGUCUCCUCGUGAAACUGUUGAAGAUCCUUCAUCCCUAUCCCCUGUUUUUAUUUCCGUGGGCCCCUUCUGUCUCCAUCUCUGCGCUCAAAGUCUACACUCUUUUCUUUGUCAUCUUUUCCUCUAGAGCCUUCAUAUCAAUCCGGUCUGACAACCCCAGCAUUUGA
Molecule: messenger RNA, 522 nt
Organism: Rangifer tarandus platyrhynchus (Svalbard reindeer)
Lineage: Eukaryota; Metazoa; Chordata; Mammalia; Artiodactyla; Cervidae
Source: the annotation of a GenBank genome assembly